AUGCGAUCUUGUUUCGGCGGCUGACGGUCGGUGAAUGUACUAACCAAUUCAUGUGGUAAUUAAAAUUAUUUUUCUCUUUGAAAGUUCGAAACAUAAUUUUAAGUUGUAAAAGUAUUAAACAUUUUGAUUACGUUUGAGUGCAGAAUUUUUGUCAACAACUUAAUUUAAUUGACCAUUUAUAAUGUCCGCGUCAUUGGCAAACAGAACGUGCGAAACGGCCGGAUGCGGUUCGCAAGCUAAUCUUCAAUGUCCCACUUGCAUUAAACUUGACAUCCCCGGUUCCUAUUUUUGCUCUCAGGAAUGUUUUAAAGGAAACUGGUCUACACAUAAAGCUCUUCAUAAAGUUGGCCAAAAUUCAAAUGGUAUUAUUGAACCAUUUAAUCCAUGGCCAGAUUAUGUAUUUACAGGUCCAUUAAGACCUCAUAGAACAUCUCCUGCACGUACUGUACCUGGACAUAUACAAAGACCAGAUUAUGCUGAUCAUCCAGAUGGCACACCUUUGAGUGAACAAUCAGUAAAAUUAUCAUCGCAUAUUAAAGUAUUAAAUGAUGAAGAACAAGAACAAAUGAAAAUUGCUUGCAAGCUUGGCCGAGAAGUAUUAGAUGAAGUGGCAUUAAUGAUUGAUGUUGGAGUAACAACAGAUGAAAUUGAUAGAGUUGUGCAUGAAGCAUGCAUUGAAAGAGAAUGCUAUCCUUCACCAUUAAAUUAUUACAAAUACCCAAAAUCAUGUUGUACAUCUAUAAAUGAAGUUAUAUGUCAUGGAAUACCUGAUAUGAGAGCUUUAAUUAAUGGAGAUAUUUGCAAUGUUGAUGUAACUGUAUGCCAUCGAGGAUAUCAUGGUGACUUGAAUGAAACAUUUUUUAUAGGAAAUGUUUCUAAAACUGCUGAAAAAUUAGUUAAUGUUACUUGGGAGUGCUUAGAAAAGGCAAUAAAUGCAGUUCAACCGGGUGAAAAGUAUAGAGAACUUGGUAAUAUAAUACAUAAACAUGCUCAAUCCAACGGAUUUUCUGUUGUAAGAAGCUAUUGUGGUCAUGGUAUUCAUCAAUUGUUUCAUACAUCUCCUGGAGUUCCACAUUAUGCUAAAAACAAAGCUGUUGGUGUAAUGAAACCUGGACAUACAUUCACAAUUGAGCCUAUGAUAUCACAAGGUAGUUGGCGGGACAAGUGUUGGCCAGACAAUUGGACAGCUGUGACCGUGGAUGGAUUGUUAUCGGCACAAUUUGAACAAACAUUAUUAGUUACCGACACUGGAGUUGAAAUUUUGACCAAACGUUUGGCCAAUAAUGGAUUGCCAUACUUCAUGGACAAAAAAUCCUAGUACAGAAUUCUAUUAUAUAUUACAAAAUUAAUUAAUUUUAACUUGUGUAAAAAUAUUGAUUUUAUUAAAUUGUAUGUGAAAGAA
Melanaphis sacchari is the source of this 1402-nucleotide messenger RNA. RefSeq names its product methionine aminopeptidase 1. Bases 182 to 1318 code for a protein of 378 amino acids. NCBI's taxonomy places the organism in Eukaryota, Metazoa, Arthropoda, Insecta, Hemiptera, Aphididae. Gene Ontology annotation, biological process: proteolysis. The record is from RefSeq and is a predicted model, not a curated record. The transcript is spliced from 9 exons. Gene Ontology annotation, molecular function: metalloaminopeptidase activity.